AUGAUGUAUUAUACUAACUAUGCCUUAGACCAAUUCUUAAAGUACCUUCUUGAUGCCCCCGAGCUUGAAGGUAAGAACCUUCGCGUUAUUAGUAAAGACUUUAGGAAGACGAAGGUAGAGUCGCAGACCCUCGUCUUAAAAGGGCCUAUCUUAGGCCGCUAUAGGGAACUUCAAGGGUUCAAAAUUAUUACGGAUAACAAAUUGCUUUAUUGGCUUAGGCGGGAAAGCGAAAUUACCCGGAUUUUUAAGGCUAUUAAUCACGUUAUAAGCCUUUAUAACGAUAUCAAUAUAGUCUAUAAUAAGAUAUUACGCCGCUUAGGAUUAAAGGUUAUUAUAUACGAGGAAGUAGUAGAAGUAAUAGAAGCCUACGUUAUCUUAGCCCUUAUACUAGGAGGUCGAUAUAGCUACUACUUUUAUUCGGUAUCUUAUUCGUUACGGAAGCUUAGGAUAUCGCUUAGUAAAGAUUUUAAGAUUUACCUUAGCGAGCGAGACCUAGAAACCUUAGCUAUAGAUAGGUUUAAGAAGGUAGAAGAUAAGAAUCCGGAGUCAAAUAGUCGCGAGGAGGCAAAAGUGAUAGUGGUCUCCCUAGUUCGCAGUAACAAAAAGCGUAAGGUUAGCUUUUUACGUACCGAGAACCAGUUAGCUCUAUGCUGUCCUCGCUAUCUAGAUACGCCUAUUCUAUAUUCUAAGCCUUACGACUUUAAAAGGAAGAGUCUAGAGGAGCUUAUUAAGUGCGAUAUUAAGGUUGAAAAGGCUGUUCCUAAGUAUAGUUAUAAAAUUAAGGUUAGCUAUUUUAAGGAUAUUAUAUUCCCGAUCUUCCUGAUUGCUAUAGAAAUUGUCUCUAGGAAGUGUCCUAAGGAAUACCACGAUAGGGAAAGCUAUAGUUCCUACGAGGCAAAGUACGAAGUCCGAUACUCGUAUUUAAUAUACGACUUAACUUACGAAAAGUACUAUACAAUCGACUUCCCUACAAUAAGCGAUACACUAAAAAUCUUAAAUACGGCUACUAGUUAUGGCGAUAAGAGUGAUACUCGUGUUGACUUUAUCGAAAUAAAAGACUAUUCCGAAAUUAACCUCGAUAAAACUCCGAUUAUUGUGCUUAGAUACGGUUAUUUCUUUAUAAACGAGACUUAUAAGCGGUUCCUUGCUAAAGGUCGUAUAGACCUCGUAAACCUUAAAUCGCGUCUAAAUAAUAUUGAAUAUAAGCUUAACUCUAAGGGGGCGUUUCUGCUUUUUAGUAACGCCGCUAUAAAGCUUAAAGCACUUAAUAUAGAGGCCUUAAAACUUAUAAUAUCGGAUCUAAAUCCUAAAGAAGCUAGCGCUAAUUCUAGAAAGCUCGAAAAUCGUACUAAAACUAUCCGCAAUCUCCUUACUAUUACGUUAAAACUAUGUGACGGACUAGGGAACUGCCCCGAGCUCUAA
Penicillium verrucosum is the source of this 1422-nucleotide messenger RNA. RefSeq lists its product as uncharacterized. The coding region runs from base 1 to 1422 and encodes 473 amino acids. The record is from RefSeq and is a predicted model, not a curated record. The transcript is spliced from 19 exons. NCBI's taxonomy places the organism in Eukaryota, Fungi, Ascomycota, Eurotiomycetes, Eurotiales, Aspergillaceae.